GGCGCUCUCCUUCUGACGAUCGCGAACUGUUGUUGUUGUUGAUACCAGCGUUCGGUUAAUAUUGGAGCUGACAGUGCUUAGUCCCCUUUGAUACCCGUUGAUAUCUUGACAUAUGGCGGUACUCCGGCCACCAUCAUCCAUCGUAAUGCAACCUCACCAUGGAAUCGGAUCCUUCCAGCUCUAUUCCAGUAUUCCAGAUAUAUAAUGAUCUAUGCAGCCAGCGAUUCUUCAGCUGCGCUCACAUUCUUUUCCCUCGAGUUACUGGCUAACUUCGAGAGGUUGCACACAAGCUGGCUUGUGUGGACAUUUACCAAAUUCUUGAAGAUGUUCUACUGUGAUCCCAAAGCCUAUGUCUGGUCUCUCUUUUUGGCAUCCCACGUCGCUCUUGUGGUAUCUGCAGCGCCUGCUAGGGACUAUACAAAGCGUCUCGCUGGCGGCAGUUCCACAGUCAAGAUUGAACGCGCACUGGCAGCUAACAAUGGGGACUCCACUCCUGUCUCUGGGCUACCAGGAUUAUUGCCAGCACUCGCCACUCCAAGUAGCACAGUCUCAAGCUCAACCUCCGGCAAUAGCGAAGUAUCCUCUUUGCUGAAAGAAGUAACGGAGCUUGCUCCCGGUACUACUGUGAUCAAUGUCAAUGUCGGCGACAAAAAUCUGGGCUCUUUACUGUCUGACACAACCAGUGGUGCCACUAAUCCAUCAGACGGGCCACCAGAGUCUGGUGUCGCAACCGGUGGUUUUGGUGACACAGCGUCCGGCAACGAUGGUGAUAUUCCACUGGAUGGAACAGGCGGUGUAGGUGGUUUCGACGAUGACACUACUAUUCCCAGUGCUCCUACCGCAGUGGGAGACGGAUCGCUAGCGUCGACAAGCAGUCUGGACCCUGGCACCACAGAUGAUGGUGGUGAUGGCGACACGAACUCCACAAACUCUGAUAGCCUUGUCGGUUCGGCAAUCCAGGACGACGCAAUGUCCUGGAAAGGAGUUAACGGGUCGGAUCCGGCUAUGAGUUCGGACAACUUAGAUCCAGGAUCAGGCGCUGCAAACGGGACAGUAGUCGUUACCACGGGUUCAAAUUCGACGGCCGGUGUUGGCGACUCUCAUUCUAAUACAUCGGACGGAGCGUCACCCACAGCUGGAGGACCACCCACGAAUGGAACCUCCAUCCUCAAGAUCUCUAUCGAGAAUAACCAGAAGAUCAACAUCGAGAAAGGGGUAUUGGCAUCUUGAUAUAUUUAC
Desarmillaria tabescens is the source of this 1239-nucleotide messenger RNA. RefSeq lists its product as uncharacterized. Bases 205 to 1230 code for a protein of 341 amino acids. NCBI's taxonomy places the organism in Eukaryota, Fungi, Basidiomycota, Agaricomycetes, Agaricales, Physalacriaceae. The record is from RefSeq and is a predicted model, not a curated record. The transcript is spliced from 3 exons.